Fraxinus pennsylvanica is the source of this 783-nucleotide messenger RNA. NCBI's taxonomy places the organism in Eukaryota, Viridiplantae, Streptophyta, Magnoliopsida, Lamiales, Oleaceae. The record is from the annotation of a GenBank genome assembly.
AUGGCCACGGAACAAUAUCUCCUGGAGGCUGCAGUACAAAGUGAUUAUAACGAAGAAAAAACAGCUUUAGAGAAAUGGAAAUCGUUAUCUUCUGCAGAAGAUGAGUCUAAAACUAAUUUUUCUGGUGGUUUUGAAUGUAACAUAUGCUUGGACUUGGUGCAAGAUCCGGUUGUUACAUUCUGCGGUCACCUCUAUUGUUGGCCCUGUAUCUACCGGUGGAUAAGUUUGCAGAAUGUCUCUCCCGAAAAGACCGAGCACGAGCAUCCACAAUGUCCCGUCUGCAAAGCAGAGAUCUCACCGAAAACCUUAAUCCCACUCUAUGGCCGUGGAAACAGUACGAACCCAUCUAAAGACAAAGUUUCACAUCUCGGUAUUCUCAUACCACAAAGGCCUCCGAGUCCUAGAUGUGGCGGUAACAUGCAAAUCCCGACCCCUACCCUCGGGGAAUCACAUCCGGUUCGGCAACUUUAUCCUCCAAGCUAUGAACAACAGUCACGACCAUAUCAGCCGUAUUCUCAGAACUACAGAGCUUCACCUAUUCUUCCGAAUGGUGGCACUACAACAAAUUUGAUUGAUCCGAUGAUAGGGAUGUUUGGCGAAAUGGUCUACUCUAGGAUUUUUGGGAAUUCAGAAACAACUUUAUAUACUUAUCCAAAUUCUUAUCGCCUACAAGGUAACAGUAGUCCUAGGCUAAGAAGACAUAUGAUCCAAACUGAUAAAUCCCUAAGCAGAGUUUGCCUUUUCCUUUGGUGUUGUGUAAUAUUAUGUCUCAUAUUAUUCUGA